AUGAAUCAAGAUCAUGAGUUAUGGCGGACGCUAAGAUGCGCCGGCAAACCGCAAGAUAAGACCUCCGUGGAUACUCUCAUGCUUAAGUACCGUCCGAUCGCUCCAAAGCCGACGACGGCUGGUCAACCAUUAGUCGGAGAUAACAGCUCCUCAAUCACGAGAAGGACCAAGAGAAAGUACGUUAGGGUUUCUAAGAACAAUAAAGCCACGUGCCGAUCCAAGAACGGAGUUAGAUCUGUCUCAACAGAUCCAGAGAAUGGCCGAGAACGAGAAGACAUCGUGACGUUACAGCUCAUGCCGGAGAGAUCCGAUCUGUCCUCAUACGAAUCAACGCCGUUGAGUUUGGAUCAUCAUAAUAAUCUCGAUCCAACGGUGGAAACAAGUAAAACCGACACGUGGUUAUUGGUUAACGGCGGCGAUGAGGCUGUGCAUCCGGUUCCGGUGGAGACGUGGGUGACGGUGGAGUCCGUUAACGGUGGCUCCGUUUCCCAUGCGGUAGGGUGUACGGACGAAGACCUCGCGGAUGCUUUAGAUAAGGACACGUGUCCAGCCUUUGUAUCAGAUGGCUUGAAUCGUGUGGUGAUGGUGAACGAGGCCUACCGUAGGAUAGUAACCGGAGACGGUGGAUUUGAAAGAGAGACGUCGUCGUUGUUGCCGCAGGUGAUUGUGUGGUUGGUGGUUGACCAAACGGCGGCGUUUUCUGACUACCGUACUUUCACGUGUAAGGUGAGACUUGAGUACACGUGGCGAGAGACGAAGUACGCUAAAACGGUGCCGUGUGAUGUGUGGAAGAUGGACUUUGGUGGAUAUGCAUGGAGGCUGGACACUACUGCAGCUCUAACUCUUUGGCUUUGA
Messenger RNA from Microthlaspi erraticum, 855 nucleotides. Lineage: Eukaryota; Viridiplantae; Streptophyta; Magnoliopsida; Brassicales; Brassicaceae. The record is from the annotation of a GenBank genome assembly.